GUUAGUGCUGAUGACCCAUUCUGUUCCUUUUGGAAUUGACAUGCCUGUGAUUGAGAGGUGAAUCCACCAACUAUCCCGGACUCUGUAAAUCAAAGGAAAAAUCAGCUUGAAGAAACAGAUCAAACAGAAAUGACAAGUACUCAAUUUGAUUGUCAAUACUGCACGGUAUCCCUUCUUGGGAAGAAGUAUGUGCUCAAGGAUGAUCAUCUAUACUGCGUCUCCUGCUAUGAUCAGAUCUUUUCUAACUAUUGUGAGCAGUGCAAAGAACCAAUUGAAUCAGACUCUAAGGAUCUUUGUUACAAAAAUCGUCAUUGGCAUGAAGGAUGCUUCAAGUGCACCAAGUGUCAUGAGUCUUUGGUGGAAAAGCCUUUUGCUGCCAAGGAUGAGCGCCUGCUGUGCACAGACUGCUAUUCUAAUGAGUGUUCCUCCAAGUGCUUCCACUGCAAGAGAACCAUCAUGCCAGGUUCUCGGAAAAUGGAAUUUAAGGGCAACUACUGGCAUGAGACUUGCUUUGUGUGUGAGCACUGCCGACAGCCAAUAGGAACCAAACCUCUGAUCUCAAAAGAGAGCGGCAAUUAUUGUGUGCCGUGUUUCGAGAAGGAGUUUGCUCAAUACUGCAACUUCUGUAAGAAGGUGAUAACUUCUGGUGGGAUAACCUUCCGUGACCAGUUAUGGCACAAAGAAUGCUUUCUGUGCAGCGGCUGCAGGAAAGAGCUUUGCGAGGAGGCAUUUAUGUCCAGGGAUGAUUUCCCAUUCUGCUUGGAUUGCUACAACCAUCUUUAUGCUAAAAAGUGUGCAGCCUGCACCAAACCCAUCACUGGUCUCAGAGGUGCGAAGUUUAUCUGCUUUCAAGACCGCCAGUGGCACAGUGAAUGCUUCAACUGUGGGAAGUGCUCCGUCUCCCUGGUGGGUGAAGGAUUCUUGACUCAGAACACGGAAAUCUUCUGCCGCAAGUGUGGUUCCGGUACAGACAUUGACAUGUAGAAAGAGACAGCCUUUUCCAACCGGAAACCCGCUUUGCCUUUGCCCUCACUAAAUUGGGAACUCAGUGGCAAUAAUAUUUUUUUUUAUUUGUCUUUUAGAAAGCAGUUUGGGGGGGGGCACGGAACAGGAAAAGUUGAGUAUACUUUGUAACUGAACUCUAUAAUAAGAAACACACAAAACCACAGUCUAAUAGAAAUGAAUUACUAAGCCUCAGUGCUCUAUCUCCUUGCAAAAUACUGCACUCUGCUGUUGGAAACACGGGAUAAUAUUUCUUUAUUACAGAGUAUACGGCUUGUAUUUAGUAAUUGUGAAUGUUAGUACUGAAGGGCAUUUUUCAAAACUGCAGAAGGAAAACGAGAUCCAACUGAGAAGUAUACAAGAGACAAAUGUUUGCAUUUUAAGCUAGCUGGUUGUAUAUAACAUGAUAGAAGUUCUGAAUAUGAAUAGUGGAAGAGCAAGAGUUCUGAAAAAAUAAUUACUAAUCAUCACACUUAACAACCUUAUCAUUUGAGAAGCAUUCUUUGUUCACAAGCACUGAAGAAGAGUUGAAAAACAAAGCUGUGGAUUUUCUUCAUACACAGGGCUUCCACCACCAGCUGCCGCCUCCUUAGUCAAUGGACUCGGACAGCUAUGGUACCUUUAUACUUAAUUAUAAAGGGCAUCAUCCCUGCCUGGGGAGAGCCAAGUAUGAAUUUUGAUUAGAUUUAGAUUACAGAUUCAAAUACAUUUUAGAUUGAUUGUAUUUCCAAAUCCCACAAUGGUUUCUCUAAAUGCUCACAAAUUUCAUCUAUUCUUUUAAGUGAAUCUAACCAGAAUAAUUGUUGUCUCCAAAGGCAAACCUUUAAAGAAAAUAAAUCAUUAAAUUUCCACCCAUGGUAAUAAAUGUUAUGGAAGCAGUUCAGUGUUAGAACACGAGUUUCAUCCAGAUAUCAAAGACAUAAUAGAAUGCAUAAUUAUUUCUAAGCCUCACACAUUUUGCCUUUGAAAAUUACAUAGAUAACUAAUGCACAAACAUAAAAGUGCACUUUAAAGAAACCUAGUAAAAGUAAUAACUUAAAAAUAAUACUUCACUCCUGAUAAUUCAUGACCAUAAAACAAACAUAAUACCACAAAAUGGGACCUAGAGGAGCCCUCCUCAGAUCUUCUAUUACUGAACCACCCCCUGUCCUGAAGCCAGCCAACCCCAGGGCUCCAGUCUGCUGAAGUGGCCAGGACUUCCACACCCUAAGUAGCCAGUCCAGAAAUCAACAUGUAUUCUGUCAGAGAGGAAGCUUUAGUGGGAAUUUGUCCACCAUACAAACAACCUUGGCUUCCAGCACCAAUUGACUGUGGCCCUCCCUAGUGGGGGACGAAUGGAAGGCAGUCUGUGACCUCAGUGCUUGGUCAUGAGGUCAUGGUUCCAGAGGUUCAUCUGUAGGGAGAAAGGUCAGGAGAACUCUCCUGGAUGUAAACCCACUCCCCUGGAUGUAGUAAUAUGCUGACUUUCAGACUAGUGCAGAUGCUUGAAAUGCUAAGGUUUGGAAUGAGAUAAAAUAAAAGGCUGCACCAGAUGACAGUGGUUAAAAAUGCAUCAUAGGAGAUUCAAUUACAAUUGCUUUCAAAACAAUUUAAGUAGUGUGAAAUGAAAGAGAUGUUAAGAGAUAUUAAUAAUUUUGAGAAAUUAAUAGGUUAGGCCACAUACACAUUUUGAAAAUCACAAUUUUGCCUUUGAAUUAACAGUGAUCAAGAUAUUUUCUCAUAGUAGCAUUGUGGUGUGCAGGCCAGUUAGUACUUGCUUGCAUUAAAUGGAAUUGCACAGGUAAAAUUAAAGAUGCUGGUUAUUCUGUGACUUAGAAAAUAAUUCAUUUACAACUGUAAAAAUCUAAAUUUUUCAUAAUUUAUAUAGAUAAACAAGAUAUGCCAUUGUCUCUGUUAACCAAUUACAGAUAAACAUGUAGCACAUGAUAUUUCCUGGUUAAACAAUUUAAAAGAUCAGGUGUUUGCUAUGGUAUGUGGAGAUGAGUAGGGUAAGGAUUGCAUUUUUUUUAAAAUGCUGGUAGAGAUGAAACCCAGGACUCUACACAUGCUGUGCAAGGACUCUACCACUGGGAUAUGUUCUUAUCACUUUACAUUUAAUCUUAACAAUUAAAUGCAUGAAAUCACUUGCUAGAUAAACAUUUUAUUAUCCUUUCUUAAGUACA
This is a messenger RNA of Onychomys torridus (southern grasshopper mouse), 3164 nucleotides long. RefSeq names its product four and a half LIM domains 5 (gene Fhl5). Gene Ontology annotation, biological process: positive regulation of transcription by RNA polymerase II. The record is from RefSeq and is a predicted model, not a curated record. The coding region runs from base 130 to 984 and encodes 284 amino acids. Gene Ontology annotation, cellular component: nucleus; Z disc. The transcript is spliced from 6 exons. NCBI's taxonomy places the organism in Eukaryota, Metazoa, Chordata, Mammalia, Rodentia, Cricetidae. Gene Ontology annotation, molecular function: transcription coactivator activity.